Gastrolobium bilobum is the source of this 588-nucleotide messenger RNA. Its product is annotated as protein CASPARIAN STRIP INTEGRITY FACTOR 1-like. NCBI's taxonomy places the organism in Eukaryota, Viridiplantae, Streptophyta, Magnoliopsida, Fabales, Fabaceae. The transcript is spliced from 5 exons. The record is from RefSeq and is a predicted model, not a curated record. The coding region runs from base 291 to 575 and encodes 94 amino acids.
GUUCUACCAAAGUCCUUGUGAGUUGACUAAUCUUUGCGUUGGUGGAGAAGAUAAUGCUUGAAUUAAGGGCGUUCAUCAGCAUCCCCAAACCACUGAAUUUGAAGACAAGAGUAUUUUAAAUCUUAAGAUACUUCAAAAAGGAACGUCAAGAUCCAAAAGCAAAAUACUAGCCGCCGUUGAGCUAGACAUCUUUCUCUCUUUCCACAAAGUAUUUUCUUUGGGGAUUCCUCUCUAGGGAAUUUAUUGUUCCCUGCAAGCAUUUUGCAUUAAGAUACCAAGCUGCGCAUAUCAUGGGUCUCAUGCUUCUCAAGAAGUUCAGCCUUCUCUUCCUCCUCAUUUCUGGAUCACUUUUAUCAACUACUUCUUUUGCAGCAGGUCGACGAUCAGAGUUAAUCAAUGACUUGGCUGCAGAUGUGUAUUCAAACCAAGAGGAGGGAACGCCAAGAAAGCCACUGAAUGAGGAAGAAGUAACCAUCAUCCACGAGAGGCUUCUAAGGGCUAACGCAAAAGACUAUGGAAGAUAUGAUCCAUCGCCAACUCUAUCUAAGCCUCCUUCCAAGCUCAUACCCAACUGAAUUGAUGUUUAAA